AUGACUUUAAACGAUACAAAUUAUUUUGAUCCAGCAGAACGUAUUGGAAAAUUUAUUGAUAAUGGGUUACUAGAACUAACUCAUAUACUUGGAGUAGGUGCAUACGGUGUAGUAUACGGUGCCAGACAUGUCAAAAAUAGACGCCUUUAUGCAGUCAAAUGUAUUCCAAAACAACAACCUCAACAAGAUCAUAUUAACCAUAAUCAUAUUUUGAAACAACAAAAACUUCAAACAGCAGAAAUUAAUUUUCACUCACAAGUUUCAGGUCACCCAAAUAUAAUUAGACUAGAGAAAGUGGUAGAAACUCAUGACAGUGUAAACAUGAUAAUGGAAUUUUGUCAGGAUGGCGAUUUGUUUUCCAUGAUCACAGAGAAAGGUGGCUAUAUUAACAAUGAUAGGCUUAUUAAAAAAGUUUUUGUCCAAAUUCUUGACGCCGUGAAAUUUAGUCAUCUUCAUGGAAUUUAUCAUCGUGAUUUGAAACCAGAAAAUAUUUUGGUCUUUGAUAAUGGAAAAACCGUCAAGCUUGCUGAUUUUGGCUUGGCUACAAAUGAUUCAUGGUCAAAGGAUUUCGGUUGUGGUUCUACAUUUUAUAUGAGUCCAGAAUGUCAAGGUGGAUUGUACAAACGUGUAAGGGGUUACAAAACUGCUCCAAAUGAUGUUUGGUCUCUGGGUGUAAUUUUAAUCAAUCUUACUUGUGGUCGUAAUCCUUGGAAACAAGCUUGUUUACGUGAUGAAACUUUCUCGGUGUUCUUGAGAGAUCCAGAUUUCCUAAAAACAAUUUUACCAUUGACAAACGAGCUUAACGAACUCUUGAAAGAUAUUUUUUCAUUGGAUCCUGACAGACGUAUUUCCUUGGAUGAUUUACGUGAUCGUGUACUUGCUUGUCGUAAAUUCACCACUUCAGAAUAUGAUGUGUUCUAUGAUAAGAAUUUACGUAAAUGUGAGAUUGAGAAUGGCAAUUAUGAUCUUAUUGAUAAGCAAAAUAAUCAUAGAGAUGAUUCUUCUUCCUCUUCUAUUGCUUCAAAUUCGUCGUCACUUACGGCCUGUUCUUCGUACUAUUCCUUAUCAGAAAUGGACUUUAACAUUGAGUUUGACUUUUUAGAGGUUGAAGGCCUUGUUAAUACUCGUGACAACAACAACAACAAGAUCUGUGAUAUUGACGACGACAUUGGGAAUAUUCAGCAGCAUCAUCACCAAGAUCAACAACAGCAGUAUCCAAUUACUUCUGCAGGCUCUUCAUCUUCGAUGUCUACACUGGCAAAUAGUAAUUCUGAUGAUCCUGAUUUAAUGAAUAGUAAAUACAAUAUUAUCAUUGAUGAUGACAUUAAUGAUGAUGACAUUAAUGAUGAUGACAAUAAUCAUUAUAUUAAUAAUAAAAAUGACAUUUAUAAUGACAUCAACCACAACAAUUUAAAAUGCAAUAAUCAUCAUCUACUUCAUUUAGAAAAUCAUCAAACUAUUUGUUACUCAUACUAG
This is a messenger RNA of Entrophospora candida, 1476 nucleotides long. The record is from the annotation of a GenBank genome assembly. Lineage: Eukaryota; Fungi; Glomeromycota; Glomeromycetes; Entrophosporales; Entrophosporaceae.